AUGUUUGCGUUCCGGGAAAUUGCUUCAAUAGUGAUGGCCGAUGAUACCCACGACAGCGCCCAUGGCGUCUCAGACAGCUCUAAUGGAGACCAUUCUGCAAGCAAGAACAACAGCAUACUCAACAAAUCUUCUCAUCGACAUCUAAACCCUUUUGAGCAUUCUAACGUCCAUUCGUAUAGUCACCGGGCAAACAUCGUGCCUCCAUAUGUGCUCGAUAAACUCGAACAAGCUCACUAUAAGGAACAGUUGAGCAAUAACAACGUCAACAACAACCAGUCAGAUAUCAAUCCUUCGAUAAAAACUGUCCAUUCAAAACCUGAUGACGACGAACAAUAUCUCAGUUUUGCCAAUGAUCCAUUUGUGAAGACGGUCCGGAACAACUGGCACGAUUUUCUCUCGUCUGUCCAACAACCGACGGCUUUCGCCAAAGAUGAAUUGGAAUACGACACCAACUUGAGCAAGGAGUAUGACUUGAAAGGUGCAUGGGGAGGAGAAGAGCGUCUUCGACUGGCACUCUUGGGGUCGUCGUCUUCUACUGAGGAACAAACUCGAGGUGCUGCAGAGGGAGCUGGUCUCCUUUGUGGGUUGGGAGGGUUCUUUAGCAAGCCCUUGCCUGUAGAACUCGAUUCGGAAAAAGCGAGGGUUCGGUCUAAAGCGAGAUAUUGGAUGAGUGAUGAAAAGCGAGCAGAUGUCUUACCGACAAUGAAACGUCUCUUUAUUCACAACCCUUUGGUACCUUUGCUUUUGCGUAUCCUUAUCCUCAUCUUCUCGGUGUGUGCUUUAGCUCUCGCUUGUACCAUUUACACCAAAUCCAGACAAAAGUAUAAAGGCUCUGCCAUUGAACAACAACCCAGUACCAUCAUGGCAUUGGUAGUUCAAUGCGUAGCUAUCGUUUAUGUGAUUUAUAUCGCCUACGACGAGUACAGCGGCAAGCCAUUGGGUAUCAGGAACCCAUUGGGCAAAAUGAAGCUCAUUAUGCUUGAUCUUUUGUUCAUCAUUUUCAUGUCGGCCAACCUUUCUCUCACAUUCAAUACCCUAUACGACGACGAAUGGGUAUGCCAAAACGAUAAUACUCCACAACUAGCCCAGCUUGGAAUCUACUACCCGUCCGUAUCCUCCAUCUGUCGUCGCCAAAGGGCAUUGGCUGCUUUCUUAUUUAUGGUUCUUUGUCUUUGGGUCCUCACAUUCACCAUUAGUAUAGUGCGAGUGGUGGACCGGGUGAGCCUGGCAAAUCCUCGCCGUGACUAA
Meyerozyma guilliermondii ATCC 6260 is the source of this 1248-nucleotide messenger RNA. RefSeq lists its product as uncharacterized. Lineage: Eukaryota; Fungi; Ascomycota; Pichiomycetes; Serinales; Debaryomycetaceae. Gene Ontology annotation, biological process: positive regulation of catalytic activity. The transcript has a single exon. The coding region runs from base 1 to 1248 and encodes 415 amino acids. Gene Ontology annotation, cellular component: cell periphery; fungal-type vacuole. The record is from RefSeq and is a predicted model, not a curated record.